GGGAGGGGUUGUUCUAGACCACGCCCCUUCCUUGUCGCGCGGAAAGAGAACCAAAAUGGAGGAGUAAUAAUCAUGAUUAAAUUGAGCGAGCGCAACUAAUCACGCGAAGAGGGUCGCGGGAGGGCCGCCUUCCGCAAGCGUGCUUCGAGGCCUCCGCUUCCCACCUAUUCGGCAGGGCCCUGUUGUUUCUGCGCCUGCGCGCUGCUUCCCGCGAGCUCUCUGGCAGAACGAACACGCACAGAAUCGCAGGGGCGCGCAAAGGGGGAGGAGCGGGCGUGAUCAGGCGCGCGCGCGUCUGGAGUGACUCUAGAGAGCAGGAGCAGAUCCGGGGUAGAGGGAAGAGAGCUCCGGGUCAGGGGUUGCUGCAGCCGCCGCCGUCCGGGAGUCAGCCCGCCAGCCCGCCAGCCAGCGCUUCGCGGGCCCUGCCGUUCACGAUCAGAUCAAACAUUGUCUGGCUUGCACUGUAAAACUAGUUAGCUGAAGACGACUUCUCAGGUUUCUUCAGGAUGCCUGCAGCACUUGUGGAGAAUAGCCAGGUUAUCUGUGAAGUAUGGGCCAGUAAUCUAGAAGAAGAGAUGAGGAAGAUCCGAGAAAUCGUGCUCAGUUACAGUUAUAUUGCCAUGGACACAGAAUUUCCAGGUGUUGUGGUGCGACCAAUUGGUGAAUUUCGUAGUUCCAUAGAUUACCAGUAUCAGCUUCUGCGGUGCAAUGUUGACCUUUUAAAAAUUAUCCAGCUGGGCCUUACAUUCACAAAUGAGAAGGGAGAAUAUCCUUCUGGAAUCAAUACUUGGCAGUUCAAUUUCAAAUUUAACCUUACAGAGGACAUGUACUCCCAGGAUUCCAUAGAUCUCCUUGCUAACUCAGGACUACAGUUUCAGAAGCAUGAAGAGGAAGGGAUUGACACACUGCACUUUGCAGAACUGCUUAUGACGUCAGGAGUGGUUCUCUGUGACAAUGUCAAAUGGCUUUCAUUUCAUAGUGGCUAUGAUUUUGGCUAUAUGGUAAAGCUGCUUACAGAUUCUCGUUUGCCAGAAGAGGAACAUGAAUUCUUUCAUAUUCUGAACCUUUUCUUCCCAUCCAUUUAUGAUGUGAAAUACCUGAUGAAGAGUUGCAAAAAUCUUAAGGGAGGUCUUCAGGAAGUUGCUGAUCAGUUGGAUUUGCAGAGGAUUGGAAGGCAGCACCAGGCAGGCUCAGACUCACUGCUGACAGGAAUGGCUUUCUUUAGGAUGAAAGAGUUGUUUUUUGAGGACAGCAUUGAUGAUGCCAAGUACUGUGGACGGCUCUAUGGCUUAGGCACAGGAGUGGCCCAGAAGCAGAAUGAGGAUGUGGACUCUGCCCAGGAGAAGAUGAGCAUCCUUGCGAUUAUCAACAACAUGCAGCAGUGAUGGCGCCAGGCUCUGCAGGUUGGGCCUGAUCCCAGAGUGGUGCUUACUGUGCUGACUGUGUACUUAUCUUCCCCAAGAGAAAAUGCUUCUUUUGAGCAAACUGUACCUACCAUCUGCAUUGAGCAGAAAGACUUUUGUUUUACUGAAGACAAAAGAUGUCUUUAUUUUAGACCCAGAAGAGAGGAGUUUGCUCUGAAUUUGUAAAUAAGUCUUCCCCAUUCCUCAUCCCCGAGCCUCUCCUCUCUGGUUGCCUCCUGCCACCAGCAUCCAUGGCUCAUUUGACACCUUUUUAAAUAUCCAGGACAAGUCUGAAACAAACUAGUAAAAUGUAUAUAACUCUUACCUGUUAUCAUUCUUUUUCUUUUAAAUUUGUUGCUAAUCUCUGAUAUUGAAGAUUCUUACUCUGAUUCUCAGCUGAGCUGUGAGGGCUUCCAGGGAAAAUGGAACAAAAUGGUGUUCUUAUGUAAUGGGUUAUAAAUACUGAGUCUUCCUUUCCUUUUCUGACCCUUCUCGAGGACAUUUGCUUUCCUCACACUUUUGUAGUCUUUCUUUACAUAUUAUUAUAUGGAAAUGAAUUGCUCUGUGCUGAAAUUUGAAGACCAGAUAAUGAAACUUAAAAGCAAACAAUUUUACUGAAUCUGUGUACCCUUCAUUCAUGAGAACUCCAGAGUGAGUGUUGACCACGGAAGCAUCUUUUAAGUCUGUGUUCCAUUGUGCCACUCAGGUUUGCCGUCACAUACGUAUCAUCUGAAAUCAUUUGAAAUUUUUGUACAAUAAAUAUCCUGGAUUUGAUCCCAAAUGAAACUAGUAAGAUCAGAUUUUUGGGUCAUGUCUGUUGUAUUUUCAAUAAUGUGAUUUCAGAUAGUCAUCUGGAUUCUCCCACUUCUCUAUUUUCUCUACUUUUCCUUCCAGCAAACCUGAAACGUUAGGGAGAUGGAUUAAUGUGAGUACCAGGAAUGUCUUUAAAAACCUAGAGUGGUUACGUUUAAUCAGGCAGUAAGAUAAUUUGGGUUCUUGAGUUGUUUUGGAGUAAUAUCCCACAACUGGGGUAGGAAGCUCAGGACUUUUUUUUUUUUUUUUAAAGCUAGUCGUUUCAAAAGUAUAUUGUAUUUUUUUGAAUGACCACAGUAUGGACAAUUUCAAAAACCAAAACCCCCUUUGGAUUGGUGGAAAUAAAAACUGGUAACUCACUAAGGUGAAUGAAUGGUCUUGCAUUUUAAAAGCUUAUGGGAAACAAUUUGAAAUGAUUAAAAAAUGUCAAGUAUUAUAAGCUGGUAUUUAAGAUGCUUGUAAAUACUAUUUAUGUUUUUAAUUUUGUAAAAUAAAGAUUUCUUUUUAACCACUGGCA
Messenger RNA from Piliocolobus tephrosceles (Ugandan red Colobus), 2733 nucleotides. RefSeq names its product CCR4-NOT transcription complex subunit 8 (gene CNOT8). Gene Ontology annotation, cellular component: CCR4-NOT complex. Lineage: Eukaryota; Metazoa; Chordata; Mammalia; Primates; Cercopithecidae. The record is from RefSeq and is a predicted model, not a curated record. The transcript has 8 exons. Gene Ontology annotation, molecular function: nucleic acid binding; poly(A)-specific ribonuclease activity. Bases 507 to 1385 code for a protein of 292 amino acids.